Erinaceus europaeus (western European hedgehog) is the source of this 1602-nucleotide messenger RNA. It is a transcript of the gene CBLIF, whose product is annotated as cobalamin binding intrinsic factor. NCBI's taxonomy places the organism in Eukaryota, Metazoa, Chordata, Mammalia, Eulipotyphla, Erinaceidae. The transcript has 9 exons. Bases 1 to 1260 code for a protein of 419 amino acids. The record is from RefSeq and is a predicted model, not a curated record. Gene Ontology annotation, biological process: cobalamin transport. Gene Ontology annotation, molecular function: cobalamin binding.
AUGGCCUACCUUGCCUCCCUCUACCUGGUGAGCCUUCUCUGGGCCAUGGCAGGGACCAGCACCCACACUGAAAGAAGCCCAUGCUUGGUUCCCUUGGAGCAGCAGUCUGUGGUUAACGGCAUCCAGCUGCUCAUGGAGAGCUCAGUGACCAGCUCGGCCUUCCCAAACCCCAGCAUCCUCAUCGCAAUGAACCUGGCUGGAGCCUACAACACCAAGGCCCAGGAGCUCCUGACUGUCAAACUCAUGGCAAGUGACGCAGCAGACCUGUCCAUUGGCCAGCUUGCCCUCACCAUCAUGGCCCUCACCUCCUCCUGUCGAGACACUGAGAAUCAAGUAUCAAUUCUGCGGAAACAAAUGGAGAACUGGGCACCUUCCAGUCUCAACGGCCCAGCGUCAUCCUUCUACGGGCCCAGUCUGGCCAUCUUGGCACUGUGUCAGAAGAACCCUGAGCCCACCUUACCCAUUGCUGCCCGAUUUGCCAAAGCCCUAUUGGCCAACACCUCCCCCUUCAAUGUGGACACUGGAGCAGUGGCAGCCUUGGCGCUGACCUGCAUGUACAGCAAGAUCCCUGUGGGCUCAGAGGAAGGUUACAGAGGCCUGUUUGGCCAAGUAUUGAAGGAUAUUGUGGAGAAUCUCAGCCUGAGGAUCGCAGACGAUGGCAUCAUCGGAGACGUCUAUAGCACCGGCCUUGCCAUGCAGGCUCUCUCUGUGACACCUGAGCAACCUAGUAAGGAGUGGAACUGCCAGAAGACCCUGGAUGCACUACUCAAGGCGGUUAAGCAAGGGAAAUUUCGCAACCCCAUGUCCAUUGCCCAAGUCCUCCCCUCCCUGAAAGGCAAGACAUACCUAGACGUGCCACUCGUGUCUUGCAUCCCUGAUAACGGGGUGCCAACAACUCUCCCCAGCCAUGCCAGCCCUGUUCCCACCUCGGCAUCCAACAUCACUGUCACUUACACCAUCAACAACCAGCUGAGGGGGGUGGAGCUCCUCUUCAAUGUGACCCUGGAUGUGAGUGUGAAAGGCGGGUCGGUGCUGCUCGUUGUCUUACAGGAAGCACAGCGCAAGAACUCCAUGUUCAGGUUUGAGACCACAAUGACAUCCUGGGGCCUUGUUGUCUCCUCCAUCAACGACAUCGCUGAAAAUGCUAAUCAUAAGACAUACUGGCAAUUUCUUAGUGGCAAGACACCUUUAAGUGAAGGGGUUGCAGACUACGUCCCCUUCAACCAUGAGCACAUCACAGCCAACUUCACACAAUACUAAAACAGAGGCUGUUCCGUUUCCGUCAGACAUCUACUAAGGACAGUUGGAGUUUUUGCUUCGUUUUGUUUUGUUUCCACUUCAUUUCAAAUACACACCAACAACAACAAUUUAAAAAGAAAAAAAAAAUGCGGUAGCUGCAGGUUAAGCGUGCAUGACAGGAAGCCCCCAGCUCCCCACCUGCGGGGGUGGGGGUGGGGUGGGGGUCGCGUCACAGGCAGUGAAGCAGGUCUGCAAGUGUCUUUCUCUCCGCCUCUCUGUCUUCCCCUCCUCUCUCCAUUUCUCUCUGUCCUAACAGCGACAUCUGUAACAACAACAAUAACUACAACAACAAUAAAAAACAAG